AUGGCCGUGUUGCUGGUUUUCUGGGCCUUUCUGCCCAUACUGGCAACGGCCUUCUCCUGGCGCAGCCUUUGGUAUGAACUGGGCUUUCUCGGGUCCCAUCCGACCCUGAAAUAUGAGUCGUUCGAUCAGGAGUCCCCGGAGGUCAAUGUGAUGCGAUGGGAUCCUCGAUGUGAAGAAGGAUACAUCUUCCUUAGCCCGCGCGGCCAUUCCUACCCCGAGCCGGGGCCGUUGGUCUACGACAACCAGGGCAAUCUGGUCUGGAUCGAACGGGAGUUUGGUCAAGUCAUGGACCUCAAGGUGCAGCACUACAGAGGCGAGGAUUACCUGACGUUUUGGGCGGGCGAGGACGAUGGCACGCGAGGAAUCGGCCAGUACUAUAUGCUGAACUCCUCUUACGACGUCGUCUAUAUUAUAUCCGCCGCCAACGGUCUCACAGGCGAUGUGCACGAAUUCAAGAUCACCGACGAGGACACCGCGCUCAUGACCAUCUACGACAUCUGUGAGGCAGAUCUCACCGCUGUGGACGGUCCGAAAAAUGGCUGGAUCUACGACGGGCUGUUCCAGGAGAUCGACAUCGAGACAGGCGAGCUGAUCUUUGAAUGGCGAGCGAGCAACUAUUACGACAUUGAGGAAUCGUACUACCCACUCGACUUGAAGGGCACUUCGCCGUCGGCACAGGACGCCUACGACUAUUUCCACAUCAACAGCAUCGACAAACAUUCAAACGGAAACUACCUGGUAUCGUCCCGCUACAUGCACACGGUCACUUGCAUCAGUCCGGACGGCGAGAUACUUUGGGUUCUGGGCGGAAAACGCAACACAUUCAAGGAUAUUUCACCUGAUGGGUCGGCGACAGGUAUCACCUGGCAGCAUGAUGCACGCUGGCAGUCAGAUACGGUCAUCAGCUUGCUGGACAACGGGGCGCACGAACACUUGAACACGCGAGACCACUCGCGGGGGUUCAUGAUUGAACUGAACUUCGACGAUUGGACAGCCAACACCCUGCAUGUCUACGAUAGUCCCGGCUACUUCAGCAGCCACUCACAGGGUAACCUGCAGGUGCUCCCCCGGACGGGCCAUGUGUUCAUCGGCUGGGGAAAGCCGUCCGCAUACACCGAGUUCACCGAGGACGGCGAGGUGCUCUGCGACUUCCACUGGGGGCCGCGCAUAUACUUCUGGCUGGGAUGGAUCAAAUCAUACCGGGCGCAGAAGUUCCACUGGGUUGGCCGGCCACGGGUACCGCCAGACGUGGCAGUGGACGAGGACAGUCACACGGCGUUUGUGAGCUGGAACGGGGCGACAGACAUCGCAGGCUGGGUGCUUCAGCGGGCAAGCAAUUCCAGCGCUGUGGAGGCAGAUUUCGAGAGCAUCGAGUACACGCCGAAGGAGGGAUUCGAGACGCAGGUGGACCUGAUAGGCGAGGGGUACUUUCGUCUCGUGGCGGUGGAUCUCGAGGGCAACAAGAUGGGGGUGACGCGAGGGUUUGAGGGGAUCUGGCCAUGGGAUGCGGAAGACGAUGACUCUGGGUCUUCGUUCUUUGUAUUCUCGGAGCGGGCAUUUCAAUGGAUGCUCGUGGGGACGUUCACAGCGGGGGCUGUAGUGGUGGGCGCGUGGCGGGGACGAAAGCGGAUUGAGUCGAUGGUGAGGCGUUGUUUGCGUUUGCAUUGAUACCCAUGUGUUGUUGUUUACCAAGUGAUUUCUUCAAUAUACCAUUUAUUUCUUACCACAAUACCAUC
This is a messenger RNA of Aspergillus sclerotioniger CBS 115572, 1736 nucleotides long. RefSeq names its product arylsulfotransferase family protein. NCBI's taxonomy places the organism in Eukaryota, Fungi, Ascomycota, Eurotiomycetes, Eurotiales, Aspergillaceae. The coding region runs from base 1 to 1668 and encodes 555 amino acids. The record is from RefSeq and is a predicted model, not a curated record. The transcript is spliced from 3 exons.